GGAAGGUAUGGCGUCGGCCUCCCUGAAGAUAUCGGCCUUUUUGACGAGAGAGAAGAUUGCAUGUACUUUAACGAUAUUUUUAUUGAUUAUGGGCAACUUGUCGAAAAAAUCAAAGGUGAACGUAACGUGGUUGAGAGCCUCCUCGUCGGCUCAAGGCCACCAGAUACUGAUUCGGUGUGGAGACACGCUAAAGACAAAGGGUUCAAGAAUAGUCCUGGUACAAUUGCCCUUGGCGAUGGCGGCUAUGAAUCAGCCCUCGAGAUAGUCCGAGAGGAAGGGUGGAAUAUGGAAGUAUGGUUAUGGAGAAGAGGUAUGAAAUAUGAUGAUUUUUCUGUCUACGGGUUUUAUUUUAAGAUCAAUUAUCUCGGUUUGGGUACCCUUUGCGCUAUAGAAAACUCAUUUGAGCUUUUGAAUGGCGGAAAAACCCUACCCUUCAUAGGGUUAUCCAAUUCAAUCAUUAUUCACGCAGAAUACAAUGAUUUUUACUGGGCCUUCACAUAUGGUGUGGAUGCGAUGACGGGGAGUAUGCCAUUGAUGUCACCGGCGUGA
Messenger RNA from Paraglomus brasilianum, 549 nucleotides. The record is from the annotation of a GenBank genome assembly. NCBI's taxonomy places the organism in Eukaryota, Fungi, Glomeromycota, Glomeromycetes, Paraglomerales, Paraglomeraceae.